Anarrhichthys ocellatus (wolf-eel) is the source of this 3488-nucleotide messenger RNA. It is a transcript of the gene srsf10a, whose product is annotated as serine and arginine rich splicing factor 10a. The record is from RefSeq and is a predicted model, not a curated record. Gene Ontology annotation, molecular function: RNA binding. Lineage: Eukaryota; Metazoa; Chordata; Actinopteri; Perciformes; Anarhichadidae. The transcript has 5 exons. Bases 2123 to 2857 code for a protein of 244 amino acids.
GGGACCACUUAGACCACGCAGUCCCCGUCUUGUUGCUGUGACGUUAAAGCCGUUAGGGUUUGUGGAAAAGAAAAUUGCUAUAGUAAACAAAUUCACGGCCACAUAAUUACAACAACGGGCCGUUAAAAACAUGGCGAGGUACUUGAGGCCGCCUAAUACAUCUCUCUUCGUCAGAAACAUCGCAGACGACUCCAGGUAUGUUGUCGUUUUAACGCUUCUGGCGUGUGCACUCAUGGUGAAGCUAACAGAAUGCUAGGUAGUUAGCAAACAUCACCAAAAUGGCUAACUGAACGGAAGCGUUACGAGUGAUUCCCAAAUUAGAGAUGGACACAAAAAAAGGUGUUAGUUACGUUUUACCGAAUAUUGUUCCAUAUAACUGCUUACAUCACAUAGUUUUAACGCGUUUCCCUGCAUACGGAUUGCUAAUGCCUAAGCUAGGAAACACGAAGCUGGGAGAAGCUAACGUCACUCACUGCCUCUAUAUUAUAAAUGAGUAAUGUAGCGUGACUACAAUACUAGUCGGUGGUGUUUGUGGAUCACGUUGCUUAACGUGAACAUUAACGAGCGUGUCUAUUUUUCAGCGGUCUAUUUUUAGUUUUGCCACCAGCGUCUUCCUCUCUUCAGACGUAACAAGACAUUAUCGUAACGUUAGCCGAACACGGACACAACACUAAUAGCAUGUCAAGCUAAUGUUACGGUCCAUUUAAAUGUGGAAAACGAAAUAAAGAGAAGGCAAAAUGCUUCAUUAAACUUUUGAUAUUUAUUGAUAUCCGAUCUCAGUACGUAUUAAUUAAAAAACGACCAAAUGAUUGUCCAUUAACACAGUUAAAUAAUAAACGUGUAAUCAGACAAUUACUUAAAAACCUAACCUAAAAAAAUAUGUUCCUUGAAGGUAACCUGCAAUUUGUGACUUUAAAAUUACAUUAUUUACUUAUUAAUGACUUGUUGUUUGAAUUUCAAACAAUAACAAGUCUCUCAAAAGAUGCAUGUUUUGUUUGCCGUUAUUAAUGAAACGGAAAUUAUACGGUGUUAGUAAAGUUCACCCAAAUCACAUAAUAUAGUAUAUACUCUCUCACAUAUUUAAAAAAGGUAUCUAAACAUGCAGAUAGUUUGAUCAUUUAUGGUCCAUUUGGUUUUCAUGUGUGCUCAUGAAAAGAACACAAGUGGAAUAAUCAGAAGCUAAGUUGCAAACCAUGCUUUGCUUAAAUUCGUUGGGUAUCCAUAUACAAAGUACUUGAAUUGCUGAUGAUGAGAUAUAGUAGGCAGGAAACACUGUCACUCUUUAAUACGUAUUUCUGUUACAUUAUCAGUGAUUUUGAGAUGUUUCUGUAAUAAAAUCUGACACGUUGUGGUCAUGUUCUAACCCCUGUGACUUUGCCACCUUAUUAAUAGAUAAUUCAUGUAAUUUUUAUCUUUUAUGUCUGCUGUGGAUGUGUGAACUUGACUGUUUUUUUUUGUACUAUUGCACAUUUUAAACGAGAAACCGUCCUUGUGAAGUGGGAGAGUCAUUUUGAUUUGUCUGCCAAUAAGUUUUGUCGUAUGCUAUGCUGGCACCGGCUCUUGUGUACAUCUUACUCACUGAGCUCCGGCUAACUUCAUAUGACAGCCAGCGGAAUAAAUGUGCUUAUUUCAUGACACUUUAGGCCAGAGGAUAUACGGCGUGAGUUUGGUCGUUAUGGGCCUAUAGUAGACGUCUACAUUCCACUUGACUUCUAUACGCGGCGGGGAAGAGGAUUUGCAUACAUUCAAUAUCCUUUAUUCUUUUCAUUUGGAAAUGGUGUUUUAACAGAGCGAUUGUAAAGCAUUACAUCUGACUUUUUGUUUGCUGUUGAUUCAGCGACACCUGAUAAUGACAAUGUGUGUGUGUUUUUUUUUUGUUUUUUUUAAUGUCAUGUUAUUUUCUGAGAAGUAUUUGUGUCUAAUAAUUCAUGUAUUCAGAUUCAAACUUAUUCCUAACCAUUAUUUCUUCUGUUGUUGCCUUAGAAUGGUAAAGAUACAGUUCUGGAGGUCCCACACCAAAGAAAGUUGAAAGGCGGUUGUAGAGUAGAUUCAAGCACAAGACACACCCAGGCGACAAGCAAUAGUGGAAUUAAAGAGUGGAAAAUAAAGAGAGAGCAAAAGCAUGAAGAUACAAAGAGGAGAGGCUUCCAUUUGUCUACCAAAGGGAGGAAAAGCAAAGUGUUUAUUGGGCAAAGACAAGCAGGAAACCUCAAGUUCUUCUGCCAAGACAAUAAAGAUCAAGCUGAAGGUUAAAGGUAACAAGCCAAACGUUUUCACGUUUGAAGAUGUCCGGGAUGCAGAGGACGCUCUUCACAACCUGGACCAUAAAUGGGUCUGUGGGCGUCAGAUCGAGAUCCAGUUCGCCCAGGGGGACAGAAAGACUCCUAACCAGAUGAAGACCAAGGAGCGGCACUCCCCUCGCAGUUCCUCCCGAAACGACGACGAUCGGGACGGCCGCCGAAGACGCUCCAGGAGCCGCAGCUACGAGCGGCGCAGGUCCCGGAGCCCCUCGUAUGAGCGCCGGCCACGGAGGUCUGAAAGCCCCAGAGAGUCUCGGUCCUUCAGUCGACGCAGACGGAGCAGAAGCCAUGAAAAUGACAAGUCCAGAGGGCCUCCUCGUGACCACCACAGGACACACCGUGAACACUCUGCGUCCCGCUCCCCUUCAGCGUCCAGACCCGUGCCCAAAGGUAAAAAGAGCCAGUCCCGGUCCCACACCCCGGGUGAAGACUACCACCCCACUUCCAGUUCCCAGAAACCUGUGGGACGAUCUCCAUCCCGCUCCUACUCUAGAUCCGUGUCCCGCUCACGGUCUCGCUCCAGGUCCUGGGCUGGACGCAAGUCUGGAGGCCACUAACUGUCUCCCCCCCAGGCCCCGUUAAUCUGUCUCCGAGGAUGUUUCCGUUCAGUUAUAACUAGAGUAUUAGGCUCUGUUUGCUUUUCUUUAUCAUCACAUAAUGGAGUCUGUUGCCAAAAGGGGGGAUGAGAGCGGCAGAGAGCUGAUGCAUUUCUUUUAGUGAUUCAUAAAAGCACGGCUGAUACGUUGUUUUUGGACUUGUGUAGCGUCGGUUGCUGCAGGAGGGAAAAAUGUUAGUUUAGCCAAUAUUUUUGUACUUUUGAUUUAUCCACAUUUACAUUCAUGUUUAUUGAUGCCUCAAUUUGGUUCUGUGUGUAAUCUAAACAUGAAUAAAAGUUGCAUUUUACUUCAGGUCCAGACAUCAGUAUUUACUAACUAUGCUGUCUCAGCUAUUAUCCAGCAGGCAAACUGCAGUAGCAGUGAUUAGUAUUGCAAAUGGCUAAUGUAUUGAAUGCAGUUAGUUGCUACCCAAUAUGUUGUCCAGUAUGCUAUGUGACAAUGUUUAAGAUGAACUGCAUUAAUUUAUCAUGUACUUUGUUCAGUGAGUAAUAGAGUUGAAUAUUUCAAGUGUACCUUAGUACUGUUAUAGUUUUACUUGGUAUGCUUUGAAAAUAAACUUUUUCUAAACAAA